Molecule: messenger RNA, 1113 nt
Organism: Besnoitia besnoiti
Lineage: Eukaryota; Apicomplexa; Conoidasida; Eucoccidiorida; Sarcocystidae
Product: SAG-related sequence
Exons: 1
Coding region: 1-1113 (370 amino acids)
Cellular component (GO): membrane
Source: RefSeq, a predicted model, not a curated record
AUGGACUCACUCUCGCGUAUGACGUACACCGAAUUACGAGCUCCCGCUGCAGCUCCUUCGAGGCGGCUGCAAUGGAGCUCAUCGUUGGCCACUCGACGACAUGCAGUGGUUUUAGUGUCAUUUGUUUGCACGGUUUUUCUGUUCUGCGAUGCCGUAGAUGCAGUGGCUGCCAAAGUAACUCCCGGCUGUGGUGGGAGUGACAAAGGUGCCGUAUGCACCUGCGAUGAAACCUCCAAAGCUGAGAACCCACUGACGGUGAUCAUAUCAGAGGGGAAGAAUACGCUCCAUCUGCAGUGCAAGGAGCCCCUGGUUUAUGCCCCAGACCUAUUGAAAAAGAAGACAGUAGGCAAUGCAGAGAAUACAACCUUGAAAUGCACCGGCGGCGAGCAGACGUCUUCAUGUAUUGACAUCGACCAGCUGCUCUUUGGAUCCCCAACCGACGUUCAUUGGACGGACGCCACACCGCUUGAGAAAGCAGACGGACAAUCCAAGAGCCUGACCAUUCCAUCAGAAAACCUUCCGUACGUUGACGGGCAAUUUGUAGUUGGUUGCACUGAGAAAGGAGGAGGAAACCCCAAGUGUAGAGUCGCCGUGACUGUGAAGGCCAGAGCUAGCGUGGCAGACGGUCAGACUGUCACUUGCGCCUACGGCACCAGCAGCAACACUUCUCACCAGACUGUGACUUUGAGCCAAGCCAAGAACAGCUUCACUCUGGUCUGUGGAGAAAAGGGAGCGGUGUUGCCGACGAACUACAAAGCUGCGUACUGCUCCUCGGAAAUAAAGGACGGGGAAGACACUUGCGGUGGAGACUAUAAGACCAUGCUUCCUGGCUAUGCGGAGAAGUGGUGGAAAACAGAUGCCCAACGCAACUCCUUUGCAUUUUCGAUUCCCGUUGACGAGUUCCCGAAAAAUGAGGCAAAUAUGGUGGUUGGUUGUCAGCAGAAGCCGUCAUCCGGAGGCGAGGGAAUUCCAGAAGGCGUAUCAGGCUCAACGGUAUGUAGUGUUGAAGUGACUAUCGAUCCUAGUGCAUCCUCAUCCAUAAUUACGAGGGUGGAAGGCGUGCGCUUUUUGUUCGUUGUUGCCCCAACGCUUGCCGCAAUCGCCAGCGUGUAG